Molecule: messenger RNA, 1875 nt
Organism: Closterium sp. Naga37s-1
Lineage: Eukaryota; Viridiplantae; Streptophyta; Zygnematophyceae; Desmidiales; Closteriaceae
Source: the annotation of a GenBank genome assembly
AUGCUCCGAUCCUCCUCAGCUUCGUCAGCCGAAUCCCCUGUCGGCAAUGAUGCGGCAAAUCCUUCUCAUUCAAGCAUAGCCGCUGCCGCUGUAGCCGCAGAAUUAGGAGAAAGUGUAGGCACAGGCCUGGGUUUGGGACUGGAAGCAGCCGCAGGGGUAGUGCCGGAUCAGUUCGUUUCGACGGAUGACCUUCCUGCGGCGAACGGAGCGGCAAACGCGGCGACAGGCGCAGCGAGGCCGGAGGGUUUCAACCCGAAAUUAGCGGGAAUUGAGGAGGAGGAGCGGAUGGUGAACGAGCUGCUGACGUGGCUGGAGGAGAGAGGCGUGAAAGGGAUUAGAGACGACGACGCGGCAAUUAAGGUAUUCAUUGACGCCAACACUACACUCAAGGCGUCCGGCAGGUCAAGAGCGAACCUCCGCAUGGUGGCGCGGCGCCCCAUCGCGGAGGGCGAGGCGUUUCUGUCGCUGCCUCGCUCGCUCGCCCUCACUGAAUCUCACGCGCAGGAAGAGGCAAAGCCGUACGAGGGGGAGGUGCACCCAUUCACGGCCCUGGCGGCGUGGGUGCUGAGGGAGCGGGGCAAGGGGCGCGCGUCCCUGUGGGCGCCCUUCGUGCGCCUGCUGCCCGCCCACCUGCCCUUCCCCCACCUCUUCUCCGACCGGCUUCGCACAGAGCUCCAAUCACAAUCGCUGCUCUUAGCCACCGCAGAGCACAAGCGGAUGCUGUCAGAAGAGUACAAAAAGUGCCGGCCAGAGGCCAUAGCGAAUGCAAGAGAGGAGGAGUUCCUGUGGGCGGUGGGCAUGGUCACGUCGCGUAUGUUCACACUCCCUACAAGCAACAGCACUGCCAGCGGCGAUGGCAGUGCCAGCAGUGAUGGCAAUGCGGCCAACAGCAACAGCAGCAGCAGCAGCGCCAGCAACGGCAGUGAGACAGUGCUCUUUCCCUAUGCGGACCUCUUUGACACGGACAACGACCCCGUCGCCAUGUGGCUGGCCAACGACACGCACAUCACAUUCACAGCCACGGCCAACAUCUCUGCAGGGCAGCACGUGAGCGUGGAGUCCGGGCUGCUGGCGAACGACGAGGCGCUGCUGACCCGCGGCAUGGCGCUGCAGACCAACUACCGUGACAGCGCGGACGUGUUUGAAUUCCCCGAGGCCGCCAUCGACUUCUUCGGCCGGCACUAUUUUCGGACGCACUGGGAGUCAUUCAUGGAGACUGACGUGGAGCAGGUCUUUGCUGACAUGGAAAAGGCACUCAAGGUCGAGGUGACCAAGGACUGCCCACCUCCCUUUCCGUCACUUCAUGCCUCCUCUUCUACCCUCAUCUGCCCCCUUUCCAACCUUGGACUGUGGUUAUCUGGUUCGCUGAGUAGCAGAGCACAGCUCACUGCCUCCUAUACUGCCUUCCUGCUGCCCGUCCCCCCCUCUCCCCCCUCUAUUCCUCUUCCCCCUCUCGUCCUCUUCUUCUCUCUUCCUCUUCCCACAGCCCCUGACUAUGCAGCACUGGCGCGGCCGGCAGUGGAGUACUCAUGGCUGAAGGAACCCAAGACCACGUGUGACGACUACGCCGCCUCGCUCCCCGACAACCUCGGGGACUCCAUCCCCGCAGCAGGCACAGGCAUUCUGGAGCGCGCCAGGCAGAUGCUGCAGGCCAUGGGGACGUCACGGGAGGGGGACCUGCAGCGCAUGUAUGUGGUGCAGGCGUGCAAGGUGCAGGUGCUGUACGGCACCUACCCUGGGGACAAGCCGCUCAUGUGCCCGCCUGAUUUUGUGCGCGAGUUGCCGGACUGGGAAGCGGCUUUGGCUUACAGGCUUUCAAAGAAAGAGGUGCUGUCGCAUGUGAUUGCCCGCCUCACAGCCACAUGCGAUGCUUAG